Polistes dominula (European paper wasp) is the source of this 1773-nucleotide messenger RNA. RefSeq names its product neurotrimin. The record is from RefSeq and is a predicted model, not a curated record. Gene Ontology annotation, cellular component: neuron projection. NCBI's taxonomy places the organism in Eukaryota, Metazoa, Arthropoda, Insecta, Hymenoptera, Vespidae.
UAUUCGUUGGUCUCGGCAGAGCGCGAUAGUUCAGUCGGGAUGAAGGUCGCGCACCCUCUUCUUCUACGGUGCCGAUGAACAGUGAGAAGAACGUAAUAGGAGGGACAAAGGUUCGCCGCGAUGAAUGGUGAACGUAUUAACGUGAUAUGUCUUACGGGAAUUAAACAUUAUCCCGAACGUUUUCGUAUACUUAUUAUGGCAUUCCUGAUAGUGGUAGCUAUUGCUGGACAAGCACGUACAGAUAAUUCAUCAUUAAAUUCCGAUUUGCCAACCUUUAACAAGUCGAUUUCAAAUGUGACAGUCGCGGUGGGUCGAGAAGCUGUACUUGUAUGUGUCGUCUCAAAUCUUUCUGGUUUCAAGGUUGCCUGGUUGAGAGUCGAUACGCAAACCAUCCUGACGAUAGCUAAUCAUGUGAUAACGAAAAAUGAUAGAAUCAAAGUAACCCACAGUGAACACAAGAUGUGGUACUUACAUAUACGUGAUGUCAACCCAAGUGACCAGGGAUUUUACAUGUGUCAAAUAAAUACCGAACCUAUGAAAAGUCAAACUGGUUUCUUGGAAGUUGUAGUUCCUCCAGACAUUCUUGACAAUUCGACGAGUACAGACAUGAUCGUUAAUGAAGGCAGUAACGUAACAUUGCGGUGUGCAGCAAGGGGAUCACCACAACCAAACAUCACUUGGAAACGUGAGAACGGCGAACUUAUAUCUUUCGGUAAUGGUUCAGGAGUUAGCAGCAUCGAAGGAUCAAUUUUCAACAUCGUGAGAGUGAAUCGAUUACAGAUGGGAGCGUAUCUUUGUAUCGCUUCAAACAGUGUUCCACCUACCGUCAGCAAGAGAAUUAUGCUUAUAGUACACUUUCCUCCGAUGAUCAUGAUCCAGAAUCAAUUGGUGGGAGUGCAAGAGGGACAAGAAAUGACGUUGGAGUGUCAUUCCGAGGCUUUCCCAAAAUCAAUCAACUAUUGGACUAAAGGAAAUAAUCAGAUUAUUCCAAAUGGAGAGAAGUACGAGGCAACCCUCUCGAACAAUGCUUACAAAGUGCACAUGAAGCUUACGAUACGUUCUGUUACCAUGUCAGACUACGGCACUUACAAAUGCAUAUCGAAAAAUUCUUUAGGGGAAACGGAUGGCAGUAUAUCCCUUUACCAUAUUCCAACUACCACGACACAAGUCAAGACCACGACCACUACCACUACCACGACACCAAUACCUACGAUAGAUAAAGUCGAAACUAUGCAAAGGUCUCGACAGAAGUUGGUGCCAAGUUUAGAACCUAAUUCCAAUGAAAUAACUGACGCAUCGUUGUCAACUGCGAUUAGAAAUGAGAAUACACGAACCAAUAGUGGACGACAUAAUAAUAAUAAUGACAACAUUAAUGCUGAAAAUAAAAUUGACAAGGACGUACAACGAAAGCAACCUUUGAACAACGAUGCAAAUCGUCGUAGAACCGAUAAUGUAUCUCGUUCGAUAUCGUCGAGAGGUGAUAGGUCAUGCGCUUUUUUACAAAUUAAUAUAAUCAUUUAUACAAUUCUAUUAUCUAUCCUUUCGUAGUCAGUGUUUAGAUACAUGCUGUCCAAGAAAAUACGAAAAUAUUUCGAUUAAUUGGACCUAGUCUAUUACGCGCACUAACAUUCCUUUUCCAUUAGCAAACGGGAUCAAUUUGUCUUAAGUAUAAGUGCGAUUGUCGAUGUUCACGCUUUUCCUUUCUACAUGCUUAUAAGAAAAAGAAAACAAACAAAGAUUUAUAACUAAUAUAUAAAUGAACUUUCGUGAAAU